Schistocerca gregaria is the source of this 6059-nucleotide messenger RNA. Its product is annotated as hexosaminidase D-like. Gene Ontology annotation, molecular function: hexosaminidase activity. The record is from RefSeq and is a predicted model, not a curated record. The transcript is spliced from 10 exons. The coding region runs from base 261 to 1994 and encodes 577 amino acids. Gene Ontology annotation, biological process: carbohydrate metabolic process. NCBI's taxonomy places the organism in Eukaryota, Metazoa, Arthropoda, Insecta, Orthoptera, Acrididae.
UCUGUUGUUCGGUCUCGAAGUGUGCGGCGCGUUUUCGACUGGAAACGUUCGGAAAGCGAAACCCCGCAAAAGCAACGACUGAAAACGCCAAACGAAGGUUGCCUUCGACAACUAAUCACAACCCUACUGGUUUGCUCCUGGUGAAAGCGUUGCUGUGGAAUCUCUCGUCCCUAUCGGUGACUGGGAAGAAGGAGUAUUAGGCGUCUUUAAUAAGCGACGCCGGCCGCCGGCCGAAGGUGUUGCUCGCCGGCCGCUGGGUGAUGGCUCGACGCCGCACCGUGCUCUGCGCAUGCGUCUGCCUGGCGGCGCUGGGCGUCGCGGCGCUGGCGUCGGGCGCGCUGCUGGCCGCGCUGCUGGGCCCGCCCCCGACGCCGCCCCCGCGGCCGCCUCCGCCGCCGCCUCCGCGUCUGCCGCCUCCGCCGCCCCCCGGGCUCCACGACGACCUCGUGCUGGAGCGCGCCAGGCCGCCUCUGCGUCCGCAGGGCUCGGGCCGGCUGGAGCGCGUGCUGCACCUGGACCUGAAGGGCGCGCCGCCGCUGGCGCCCUUCCUGCGGGCGACGCUGGCGCUGGCGGCCGACGCCGGCGCCACGGCGCUGCUCGUCGAGUACGAGGACGCCUUCCCCUACUGGGGGGAGCUCGCCAACCUGUCUGCGCACGAUGCCUACUCCGUCCAGCAGGUGAGGGACCUGGUGGAGAUGUCUGAGCAUCUGGGCAUGUACGUGGUGCCGCUGGUGCAAACGUUUGGCCACCUGGAGAUGGCGCUCAAACAACGCCAGUGGGCGCAUCUGCGAGAGGAGAGGGCCCACCCAGACGCCAUCUGUCCCUCGCACCCACAGACUAUGCCCUUCAUCAGCGAGAUGAUACGCCAGGUGUUGGAGCUGCACCCGCACUCUCGCUACAUCCACAUCGGCUGCGACGAGGUAUUCCACCUGGGCACGUGCUCCCGCUGCCGCAGCCAGCGACUCGAGGACUGGCAGCUGUUCUCGCGGCACGUCUCGGCCGUUGUGGAGGCGGUGCGGGCGCUGCGGCCGGCGGCGGUGGCGCUGGUGUGGGAUGACAUGCUGAGGCGGUGGCCGCCGGCUCACGUGGCGGCGUCGGGGCUGGGCCGGCUGGUGCAGCCCGUCGUGUGGGCGUACGGCGCCGACGUGGCGGCGCAGGUGCCGCGCUUCGCCUGGCACGCCUACGCCAGGUCCUUCCGGCAGGUGUGGGUCGCCUCCGCCUUCAAGGGGGCGUCCGGUGAGACGGCGCUGGCGCCCGACUUGCGUCGCACGGCUGCCAACCACGCGGCGUGGAUGCGGCUGGUGUCGGGCGGGGUGCCCGGCUCCGAGGUGGACACGCCGGCGUUUCGCGGGGUCGUGCUGACGGGCUGGUCGCGCUACGACCACUUCGCGGCGCUCUGUGAGACGCUGCCCGUGGCGCUGCCGUCGCUGCUGCUCGCGCUGCUCGUCGUCGACGAGGCGGAGCGCCAGGGGCCCAGGGCCGCGCGCGGGGACCUGCUCGCCAAGGUGCUGCCGCGCUGGUGGUCGACGCUGUCGUGCCCCCGGCGCUCGACGCCUCCUUCGCCGUCAGCGCUAGAGGCGGACCCCUACCUGUGGAGGCCGCUGUCCGCCUGUGCGUUCCCCGGGGCCGACGCCUACGCUGCCGUCGCCGACGUGGCCGUCGCUGUGCCCAAGGCCGAGCUCUUCCUCUCUGAGGUGCGCGUGCGCCGGGGCUGGCUGACGCCGUGGCACGUGUCGCGCAACUACUCGAGCCCGGCGCGGCUGGCGGCGCUGGCCGCGGAAGCCUCCGCGGUGGCGGCCGAGCUGGAGAGCGCGUGGGCGCGCGCCGCCGCCGCCCUGUCGCGCCACCUGCCGCAGGCCGCGGUCGACGAGUGGCUGGAGCAGCGGCUGGCGCCCCAGAGGCGCGCCCUCGGGGCGCUGCGCUCCCAGGCCGCCGCCCUCUCCGGCAGGGACGUCUGGCCCAGGAGGCCGCUCCCAGCCUCUGUGGGCGACUAGCCACAGGUGGGGAGUCCACCCGGCUGCACCGCGGGGCCUGCCAGGGCCGUCAGCCUCCGGUGCCCGGGGAUCUGUCACUGUGCCCGAUGCGUCUGCACCGCACCUGAAGGAACGACAGCCACCCUAGAUCCGUUGGUGAGACUACAGCUCUAAAGAGUCUAUUCCUCGUACCCCGGAGAUACAGUCACACCACUGUCUGUGAUGUGCCUCCACAAUAUCUGUGUGAACCAUUGUACGAUUCCAUAAAGGAAGAAUCCUAACACUGCGACUAGUCUACUGUCCGUGCGUGUGGCCUCUCCUUUACACCCUCAUAGUCCUGUUAAUGCAGUGUUCAGGAUAUUUUAUCUCAGCAACAAAUAAGCUACCGGUUGAUGUCCACUGAGUGGGGGUCCAGUGCUGAAACCAUUCUACUGUCUAUCCAGACUAUCCUCCAUAUCUUGGAGAUCAGUUGAAUCACUGUGUGUGAUGCAUUCAGCUGGGGAAACCGACUUACCACACCACAAGUCCUAUCAGCAUUGUCAGCUUCUAAUGCCGAGACUUCUGCCCUAUCACCCCUAGAAACAACUUCUCCGCAGCAUGUGGAUGAAUAAUCCUGUCAAUUUCUACCCAACAUCAGUGAGACUACAGUCCCAUUAAGUCCAGUCCUGCUCCCCUGGAAAUCCAUUCACACCACUGUAGGUCAUGUGCCUCCACAGCAUCUAGAGGAACCAUCAUAUGAUUCCACAGAACUGAGAUUAGUGUAGUGCCCAUACACAUUGUGCAUCCUUGGUAUCCAUAAAGUCCACUCACUCUACUCUUCAGGAUAUGUCAUCACAGCAAUUGAUGAUUGGAUAGCCACCAAGCUGGAGCUCGUCAUGGAAACCAUCCUACUACGCAUCUACAGUCUCUCCUCUGUGCCCCAGGAGUCAGUUUUACUACUGUCCGUGAUGUGUGUUAACAAGAUUGUAGGCAGUGUGCAUAAAACUGAAGUUCGCAAAGUGGGAACAAUAGUGCACUUUCCACAGAACUCAGGUCUGCCACUGACUCCAGCCUACUAUUAUUUCACAAUAAUCUCUUCUUUGUACUCUGGAAAUCCAAUCUCAUUACUUUGAGCAACGCAUCACCUCUACAACUGGAAUCACCUUGAUAUGAUUUCUGUAGAGCUAUCGACGUGCAUAGAGCCCAGCCUACAGACUUCUGCAGAGCGUAUCCUUGAUAUCCUGAAAGUCGACUCACACCACUGUAUGUGACAUUUAUGUGUAUCAUCUGUUGGAGUCAUCAUAUAAUGCCCUCAGAACCGAGCUAUGGUUUUGAAAGCACCCUAUUGUCGAUCCACAAUCUAUUCUUGCUUUUGUGGUCGUUAGUUAGUCACAUUACCACUCUUGCUUUUUCACAACACGAAGAGAAGCCAUCUUGUCCACAAAAGAGACUUUGUCCCUGAGUUCUUGGUACCCUGGACGUACCGUCACACCAGUCUGUGCAAGCCCUGUUCAUAACAUAUUGGAAAACACUCAAGUUAUUUUUGACAGAACUGAAGUUCAUCGUCCAUCAAUGAGACCAGCAUACUGACCAUCCACAUGAUCUGCACUUGGUGCAUAGCAUGGGAUAUAAUAUGUCUUCACAACACUUGGGGGAUGACCACAAAAUUAUGCGUCUCCAGGGUCAUCCUACUUCCCAUCAGAUGGUUUAUUCCUGAUAGCUUGAAAGCUUGCCAAUCCACUGCAGAUAACAUGAAGCAAUCAUUGGACAACUGUCGUACAACUGACAUCCUGCACUGACAUUAGCCUAUUGUCCAUCCAUUCUUGAUAUCCUGAAAGUCCAGUCUAUCCACUGCCAGAAAUAGGUCAUCGCAGCAACUGAGGGAGCCAUCGUAUAACGGCAACAAGAAGGAGGUCUGCAAAUGAGACCAACCUACCGCCCAUCCACUGUCCAAUCUUGGUACCCUGGAAGUCAGCCGACUCCCACCAAACAUGGUAUGUCUUCAAAACACAUCAUAUUAUGUCCACAAAAUUUAUAUCUAUCACAAUUUCCCUCUGGCCAUCCAUUUUGUUGUUUGUCUUGAAAUGCAGUCGCACCACUGCCUGCAAUGUGUCCCCACAGCACCUUGGGGAGACACUGUAUGAUUUUCGCGACACUGAGGUCCAUCAACUACGAAGUCCACUUGCCCAGCCAGAUAACCUAUUAUGCCAUGUUAUAUUGUAUGUUAUGUUUUCAAGGCACCUGUGGCAGCUGCUGUACGAUUUACACAGAACGGCGGUCCAGCACUGAAGCCAUCCGUGGAGUUUCCAUGCACAGACCCCUAUGCUUGGGAAGCUGAUCUACUGUCGCUGCAUUAGAAGUGUUGUUACAAUAUCUGAGGGAGCUAUCAUCUCAUGCCUACGUGACUGACCUGUUAAAAGUUAUGGUGUGCUGUCUAGAUAGUGCAGUGGGCCAUAAAUUCUAUUAAUAAGAUGCAAAGAAUAAUGUCAUACACAACGAGACAUAUGAAAAUUAUUUGUACAUACAAUAUGAUUAUAAUUUGAUGUUAAGAAUGUCUCCUACUACUUUUCAUCAGCUUUGUCAUUGCUACGUGUGUCAUCCAGGUCUUACAGGUCUUCCUCCCAUAGGUCUGAUAAGAAGGGUUUUGCCAUCUGCAAACCUCAGGAUUGUUACCUUUCUCUUUACAUUUGACGCUAAUUUUUUUACUUGUCUGCAACCUCGAUAUCAGAAGAGCGUUACUAGUAGUAGGGAGUGGUGGGUUACCAAAGCCCAGAGACUCGUAUAUCAAGCUGGCUAUCAAUAGCGCCAUACUUUGACAGUAACAUGUAGAGCUACCAAGCAGUUGAUUGAAAGCCAAAAUUUCUGAGGCCUGUGUAUGAGGACUAUUUGGAACAUAAAGUCCGAUUGGUCGCGAAAUGAAAAACACCGUGAAAACCAAAAUAGUUAGCCAUAUGGUCGAGCUACUUCUUUACAUAGUCACUGCUCCGACCUUGUGAUAGCGCUGUACCAGCUUUUCAAUACCCUUGUCAUUGAAGGAAGCAGCCUAUACUUACUGUCAAUUGUCUAUGCUGGUCUAAAGCUCGUUGUCUGUGUCAAAAUGUUGUCUUCUUAGCCAGCGGUUAUAUGAACAGAGAUGAAACUCUGUGUUAGUCAGUUAUCGGCUGCAUGGUGGUUGACCAAACACUUCCCAUCAAAACCGCGGCAGGAGCAUCCUCAUUAGCCCUAUAGAGUGCGACCGAGAAUUGUCAUGAAGGAGGAACUGUGUGCCAGUUACAUUACGUGGGGUUGCCUGACAUCAGGCUGAACCUCACACCAGGCUAACAUACUUUUCAGGGGACACUACUGCCCUAGGCAUCUUUACGUGCUCGCUAUGCACUCAGAAUUGAAAAGAGCGAUGUGGCGCGACAGGCAGGCAUAUCUGUUCAAAGUUUCAUUGGACUUUUACUGUGGUUUCAAUUCCGCGUCCGAUCUGACCUUAUUCUCCGAAUAGCCCUCAUAGUUGCAAUAAGAGAUUGGCAUCGAGAUGUGCCUCCUAAACACGUUACAUUUUGGUCUGAAACAUCAGCUUGAAGUUCAGUGUUAAUGACCUUCCUCAAAGACCACACUAGUGUACCUGACCCAGACAUGAACCUGGGUGGCAUCCUUUUCUCACUUCACGCUUAUGUGUAGUUUGAAACUGAAAAAAGAGAAGACAUGUGGUCGACUCAUUUUAUAACUUGGGGUCACAACGCAUGCCUGGGAUGAUUCAGCUGGUGGGGCCAUAACCAGCUUUGAAACUCAGUUAAGAUGUUCAGAUUUUAUCUGUCAGAAAAAUGAGUGAUCCUUUCUGUUGCACCUUUACGAAAAUCCAUUUAAAAGUCUGUACAAGAUGAGAAUUAAUCUGAAACAUAACGCUCACGAUACAAAUUGUUAUGAUACAGGAUGUGUGUACGAGCUGGAGCAGCAAAGACUUUAAUAAAAUAUGUGUCUAGCACCUAGCCAGAUAUAGUGAUAAAACUGCUUUAAUCCAUGUCAAGUGUGACUCAGUGGGGGAAAAUGUCCUUUAAAGAUGAGGAUGUAAUUUCUUAAAUCCUUUGUUGUCAAAAUAAAAACCAUGAUUGACACCAA